This is a messenger RNA of Protopolystoma xenopodis, 339 nucleotides long. NCBI's taxonomy places the organism in Eukaryota, Metazoa, Platyhelminthes, Monogenea, Polystomatidea, Polystomatidae. The record is from the annotation of a GenBank genome assembly.
AUGAAGCUGGGCACAGGGCCUCAAAAAGUGGGAUACAACGGAGGUGAGGGUGAGAAAGAGGAUAACCGAGUCAUGGGCUCGAAGCCUAGGGAGAGGAAGAUUCCCAGGCACUGGCAUGGGCAUGCGCAUGGACACCAUCUGCUCUUAAUCCACGAAUAUGUCAUAAUCGGGGACGUAAAUGGAAGGUUCUUAGACGGCCAGAUUGCAGACAAUCAUACAAUGAUUUUUAUAUUUACCACCGACCAACUAACAGACAGCAUAGAAGAAGGUGAGGUUAGAAGAAGUUCUGUAGCCCUGCAAAUGGUACCUGGAACAGGUAGUGGAUAUUAUUACACUUGA